AUGUCUACAAAUGAAGAAGGGGUUGAUUCAGAAGCUGACGAUUAUAGAGCCUCUCUUUCCUCAGAUAUUUCUUCGUCUUACAUAGCCACUCGACAGUCAAAAAAACAAAAAAAAUCAUCUACAGAAUCUCUUUUUCAAUCAAAAAAAAUAAAACUACUACAAACUGAUGAAACCCCAGAUCCAGAUACUACAAUUUUGAUGUCAUUCUUACCAAAGUUAAGAAUGUUAACUGAAGACCAAAAAACCGACUUUCAAAUAUAUGUAUUACAGUUUUUUAAAAACUUAUCUCGACCCUAUCAACCCAAUAUGUAUAACUAUCUGCAACCAAUAAACAGUUAUGUAGACAAUCCCACAAGGUUUCAAAAUAUUCAAACAACUCCACAACAUCAACUAACACAGUUACAUUCUCCAUCUGCCUUUAACCAACCACAAACAUAUACAAGUACAAUGCAACAUCACAUGGCACAGCAACAAGCAUUUGAAGCAGAACCACCAAGUACACAGGGCCACCUUUCUGAAUACCCUAAUUAG
Macrosiphum euphorbiae (potato aphid) is the source of this 531-nucleotide messenger RNA. NCBI's taxonomy places the organism in Eukaryota, Metazoa, Arthropoda, Insecta, Hemiptera, Aphididae. The record is from the annotation of a GenBank genome assembly.